Molecule: messenger RNA, 5217 nt
Organism: Leucoraja erinaceus (little skate)
Lineage: Eukaryota; Metazoa; Chordata; Chondrichthyes; Rajiformes; Rajidae
Product: extracellular calcium-sensing receptor-like
Exons: 6
Coding region: 1195-3792 (865 amino acids)
Biological process (GO): G protein-coupled receptor signaling pathway
Cellular component (GO): membrane
Molecular function (GO): G protein-coupled receptor activity
Source: RefSeq, a predicted model, not a curated record
AUUAUUGUCGAAAAUUCACUGACUAUAUUUUCAGUGACAACUAAGAAUGCAUGGGAGAAGGCAGGAGAAUGGGGUUGAGAGGGAAAUAUAUAUCGGCCGCGAGUGAAUGGCGGAGGAGGCUCGAUGGCGCGAGUGGCCUAAUUCUGCUCCAAUGGCUUAACAACUUGUGAACUUUUAAUGCAACUUUCAGGACUCAACAUCAAAUUCUCCAACUUUAGAUAACGCCGUUUCUUUGUGUUGUUGCCAGAGUCGACAUUUCAUUUGUUUAAUCCAUCUUGCUGUCGCUGUGACAGUAACACGCACGACACAACCUCGGCAGCAUGAUACAUAGACGUCUGAUUUUAACUGCCCCUCUAACUGGUUAUCCAGUUUCCUUAUUUCCUUCAUCACCAGCUCCCACUUUCGUGGAACAAACUUUCUAUUUCUUUCCAAUUUCUGCUGAAACGCCGUCGCCACGAAACGUUCAUUGUUUCUCUUUCCACAUAUGCCAUCUGACAUCCUCCGUUCUUCCAGCAUUUCAUGUUUAUUUUUUCAAAUAUCCAGAAAAAACACUUUUAUUUUAGUUUAUAGACAAUAGACAAUAAACAAUGGGUGCGUGAGUAGGCCAUUCGGCCCUUCGAGCCAGCACCGCCAUUCAACGUGAUCAUGGCUGAUCAUCCCCAAUCAGUACCCCGUUCCUGCCUUCUCCCCAUAUCCCCUGACCCAACUAUCUUUAAGAGUCAUGUUUCCUCUCCCCUCUUGUGAAAUGCACAUUGGGUGUACAACCAUGUUAAAGAAUAGUCUUUGUUUAAACUGGCAACUUUCGCGGUCUAAAGACAACAUUGAAGUACACGUGUGUGCUCAAAAACAUCGUCAGCUUUGUUAUCCCUUGGAAUAGCGUGCCUACAGAGAAUUCCCCAAAUAUCAUACCAACGUUCGCCCCGUAACAAUCUUAAUAUUAAUCACACAAAAUAUGAUUAAACUCAAUUAUCCAGAGAGACACUGCCUCCAGCAUCCACAAAGUUUACUGAUUAUCAUCUCACUUCACACCUGUUUACCAAGAAGCAAUCUUCCUGCUAUCCCAAUGGGAUGGUUUGAGCUAUGGUCGGUUAAAGCGCACCUGGCGUGUUUACCAGCCAACAUAUAAAUAGACACCCAGCCGCAGAACCGUGUUAUACUUUCCAGUGGUGUUGAGAAACUGUUUUGACCUUAACAAUGCUUCCUCUUGCUAUUUGGACCUUGUCGUUCCUCUGCGCAAUCCAAGCGAUGACUCCAGCGACCGAAACAGCGUGCAAACUGCGAGAAAAGUUUAAUCCUGGCGUGUCUCAACGUGGAGAUGUCAUCCUGGGCGGUUUAUUCCCGUUACAUUUCAGAACGGCUCCUGUGUACAACACGUUUCGCAAUAAGCCUCAGCCAGUUCGCUGCCUUCAGUUCCGACACAGGGAGCUCCGCUGGGCGCACACCAUGAUCUUUGCAAUAGAGGAAAUAAACAGCAACGCUCAGCUCCUUCCCAACCUAACCCUGGGCUACCAGAUCUUUGACAGCUGCCAUACACACUCGGAAUCACUCAAAGGAGUCCUCAAAUUACUGAACAAGGAAGAUGGGCCUGAAUCAAGGUCCACGUGCGCUGAUCUCCCCUCGGUCUCCAUCGUGGUGGGAGACGCGGCAUCCUCAGAAUCAAUCGCCGCGUCCCGCCUGCUGGCUCCAUUCCACAUUGGCCUGAUCAGCUAUUCUUCUUCCUGCACCUGUCUGAGCGACAAAAGCGAGUUCCCAACCUUCUUGCGGACGGUCCCCAGUGACGCCGUGCAGAUCAAGGCGCUGGUGCGGCUGGUCGGGCGCUUCAAUUGGGCUUGGGUGGGGGUUGUGGCCGAGGACAGCGAGUAUGGCCGCUUCGCCAUAUUAUCGUUCCUUGAAGAAGUUUCAACAUUUGAAACAUGUAUCGCGUUUAUUGAAUUUAUCUCCGCAGCAAGCACUAGAUCAAAGUUGGUCCAAGUGACGGAGACCAUGAAAAAGUCAUCAGCUAAAGUGGUGAUCGUCUUUACGUUUGAAAGCGACACCGUGUCUUUGGUGAAAGAAAUGCGGCAGCAGAACAUCACAGACGUUCAGCUCAUCGCAAGCGAGGGCUGGAUCACGUCAGCCCAGCUGUGGACGGAAGAAACACGGGAAAUAUUUGCUGGGACUAUUGGGUUUGGGAUCAGGAGAGAGGACAUUCCUGGUCUGAGAGAGUUUCUCGUCCAAGUUCACCCGUCCUCCGCACCCAACAACCCGUUCGUGGAAGAACUGUGGCGAGAGGUUUUUGGCUGCAGCGUGCAAACUUCCAAUGGGACAGUGAAGGAGACCGCGGCCCGGUACCAACCGUGUACUGGUACCGAGAGCCUGGGGUCGGUUGAGAAUCCCUUUACCGAUGUGUCCCAGUUAACAAUUGCCUACAACGUGUACAAAGCGGUGUACGCCAUCGCCCACGCCCUUCACAACUUGCAAUCGUGUGAAAACGGAAGAGGGCCCUUCGCCAACACAACCUGCGGCCAAAAGACCAACAUUCUACCUUGGCAGCUUUUGCACUAUCUCAGGGAGGUGCAGUUCACCAAUCAGUUCGGAGAGCGAGUCAGCUUUGAUGAGAACGGAGAUCCCAUCGCUUCCUAUGACAUGAUAAAUUGGCAAAGGCGUCCUGAUGGCUCAGUUGACUUUGUGAAAGUUGGAUAUUACGAUGCCGCCCUCCCUGCGGGGGAAGAAUUCGUCGUGGAUGCAGAUGGAAUCGAGUGGCACGGAUCUCGACACAAUGUACCGGUGUCUGUCUGCACUGACUCCUGCGUUCCGGGUACAAGGAAGGGUGCUCGGCAAGGACAGCCCAUCUGCUGCUUCGAUUGCUUACCGUGUUCCGAGGGAGCGAUCAGCAAUCAGACAGAUUCCACGGAAUGCAUGAAAUGUCCGAUAGAUUACUGGUCCAAUGACCGAAGAGACGCUUGCGUUCCUAAACAGAUUGAGUUCCUGUCGUUUGGAGAGAGCAUGGGGGUGACUCUCACGGCUAUCUCCGUGUGUGGGGCCUGCGUCACGGGUGGGGUCGCGGCUGUCUUCUUGCGCUUCAUAAACACGCCCAUUGUCCGGGCCAACAACUCCGAGCUGAGCUUCCUGCUGUUAAUCUCCCUCAUGCUCUGCUUCCUUUGCUCAAUCGCCUUCAUCGGUCAGCCAACACCCUGGUCAUGUGCGAUGCGCCACACUGUCUUCGGGAUUAGUUUUGUCCUGUGCAUCUCCUGCAUCCUCAGUAAAACUCUAGUGGUCCUGAUGGCGUUCAAGGCCACCCUGCCGUCUAGCAACGUGAUGCGAUGGUUUGGACCGGCCCAACAAAGGUCAAUUGUCUUCAUCUCCACGCUGAUCCAAGUUAUAGUGUGCGCGGUCUGGUUAGCCACGUCCCCGCCAUUCCCCACUCAAAACACCCAGUAUCAAAACGCAAAGAUCAUUCUGGAGUGUGCGGUGGGUUCCACGCUCGCUUUCUGUUGUGCUUUCGGUUACAUCGGGCUGCUGGCGUGCAUAUGCCUGGUUUUAGCCUUUUUGGGCCGAGCCUUGCCGGACAAGUUCAACGAGGCCAAGUUCAUAACCUUCAGCAUGUUGAUCUUUUUCGCGGUCUGGCUGACCUUUGUCCCAGCCUAUGUCAGCACCCCUGGCAAGUAUACGGUGGCCGUGGAAAUCUUUGCCAUUUUAGCGUCGAGCUUCGGGCUGCUGAGUUGUAUCUUUAUUCCCAAAUGCUACAUUAUCUUAAUCAAACCGGAGGAAAACACGAAGAAACAGAUGAUGGGCAGGGCGGAGAGAUUGUAGAACGGUCCACACGUUCGCCCUCGCCCCUCACUCCCUAAACCCACCUCACAAGCUUCUCCAUUAUCACGAAGCAGCUCUGUCGGACUUGGGUUUGGCCGCAUUUGGAGUGUUGUGUGCAAGUUCUGAUCGCCCCCCAUUACAGGAUGUAAAGGCAUGGAAAGGGCGCAGAAGAGAAUUACCAGACGAUGCCUGGAUUAGGGGGAAUUAGCUACAGGGUGAGGUUGGACAGACUUGGAUAGUUUUCUGUGAAACGCGGACGGUUGCAGAAGAUCUGAUAAAAGUAUAUAAAAUCAUGAGAGGCAGAGAUUUUGUCGUUUUUAUGGAACGAAAUCUUAUGGAUUUUAUUUAUAAUCCUUGCUAUUGAUAAAAACAUGCUUCUUGUAUGCCGUUCUCUAUGUGUUUGUAGGGUAAUCACAUUAAACAUUCGUUUCACUCCAGUAAUUGCAAUACAUUAAUUUUAUUUUUGUUCAAAAGACAUAAACAUGUCUUCUGGCGCUUGGAUUCGUCAGCUGGAAUAGAUUUCCUCUGGCUUUGCAGGGACUCAGAGCCAUUCAAGUGUAAAGCAAGAGGAACCAGAUUCAGAGUCAUACAGCAGGGAAAGAGGCUCUUCAGCCCAACUUGCCCAUGCCCCAUCUACACUUGUCCCACCUGCCCGCAUUUAACCAUAUACACAUUCCUGUCCAAAUGUCUUUUCAAAUGUUGUUAUAGUACCGACCUCAAUUACCUCCUCUGGCAUCUCAUUCCAUAUAACCACUGCCCUCUGUGUGAAAAUAAUUGCUCCUCAGAUUCCUAUUAAAUCUUUCCCCUUGCACCUUAAAUCUAUGCCCUCUGAUUCUUGAUUCCCCUAUCCUGGGUAAAGGAUCAUGUGCAUUCACCCUAUCUAUUCCCCUCAUAAUCGUAUACACAAUCUAAUGUGUUUUAAGGUUCAUUUCUUAAAGACAGCCAACUCACAAUGGGUUAGGUAAACCAACACAAGCUUUACUGAUCAUCAGCCGGCGAGAGUGUCAGGGAUACAGAGUCAAAUAUGCAACAGACACUUAACUCUCCCUGUGCCACCACUCCAAUGAAUGAAGACAUACAGCAUCUUUUGUAGUAUUUUGGAAACAUAGUCACAUAUUUAUACAGAGUUGCAGCAAUGACGUUUAACACAAAUCAAUCACAGGCUGUACCCAUUCAAAAUAUACUUGUCACCAAUACAAUACUUGUCAUCUUGUGGUUAUAUUGAUUACAAACUGUUGAUCACAAAAUUUCCAAAUAGGAACUUAUUCAAAAGCCCAACAUUUGCAAUUCCAUCUUAACAAUGUAAGCAUCAAUAUCAGUAACAGCCAGAAGAUUUCUGUUUACAGAAACUACAGAGUCUCCAGGAAACACAUCCUCUCCCACCAUUGUCAAUCGUCUUUUGCUUGGGCAUAGCACUAUCAGAAC